Molecule: messenger RNA, 975 nt
Organism: Xenopus laevis (African clawed frog)
Lineage: Eukaryota; Metazoa; Chordata; Amphibia; Anura; Pipidae
Product: olfactory receptor 10A7
Exons: 1
Coding region: 1-942 (313 amino acids)
Source: RefSeq, a predicted model, not a curated record
AUGCAAGAAAACCAGACUGUGAUUCAAGAGCUCUUCAUUAUGGGAUUUCAAGUAUCUCACGGAUACAAAAUUCUACUUUUUGUAUUGUUCCUAUCGGUAUACGUCAUCACAAUAGCCGGCAACCUCUUAAUAAUCUCGUUGGUAGCUACGUGCAGCCAACUUUUUUACCCUAUGUACUUCUACCUCAGCAAUUUAUCUGUAUGUGAAAUCCUUCUUACAACAAACAUUUCACCCUACAUGAUACAUUUAUUAUUGGUGGAUAAAAGUCCUGUGUCUGUUGCCAGAUGUUUUCUGCAAUUCUAUUUUUUUGGUACUUCGGCAACUACUGAGUGUUUUCUGCUUGCAGUGAUGUCCUAUGACCGAUACCUGGCCAUCUGCAACCCAUUGCGAUAUUCUUCUAUCAUGGAUGAAAAAAGAUGUCAUGACUUGGCAUUAUGUGUUUGGGUGAUAGGACUAAGCGCAACUGUAGGAACCAUUGUUUUACUGUGCAAACUAGAAUUCUGUGGUCCCAAUGUUAUCGACCAUUUCUUUUGUGAUCGCGAACCUAUUCUUAAACUCUCCUGCUCUGAUACAAUAAUGGUAAGAGCCCAAGCCCUUGUAUUUUCAUUCAUCAUAACACUCUUUCCAUUUGCAGUCAUUUUGUGGUCUUACGCAUCUAUCAUCCUUACUAUCUUGAGGAUGCCAACAGCAGUAGUGAGGAAAAAAGCUUUUUCCACGUGUAGCUCUCAUUUGAUGGUUGUGUCUAUGUAUUAUGGAACAUUAAUCAUAAUGUAUGUGGUACCUACUAAUGGGCAAAGAUUUAAUGCUAACAAGCUGCUAUCGUUGCUUUAUACAGUGGUUACACCUUUACUUAAUCCUAUUAUAUACAGUUUCAGAAAUCAAGAAAUAAAAGGGUCUCUGAAUGAGGCAUUACGAAGGAUAUUUUGUCCUGAAAAAUAUUAGUUUUAAAGGGGUGGUUCCAGAAUGGCCAAUUCU